CACAAACUUCCCUCUCCAUCUCAACACUUCGCCUGGUCGACAGACUGGACGCACCACCUCACGCUCCGGGAAUGGGAUCUUUACUGGGUUCAAAGAAAAACUUCCAGUUCUUUCGAGUUUACGCUCUGCAGAAGCUACUUUUCAAACUGCAGGGAUAGUUGUUACUGCAAGGUGCAGGGUGACAGCAACAAAGGGCCACUGGCCAAUGAUCUCCAAGACGCACCAGAAGUUGUCUCUGAUUGUCAAGGAGUUUGAGACAGCUAGAAAUCAGCACAGCAUCGUAAAGUGGUCUCUGCUCCGUUUGAUUAGUUUCAGAUAUAACUGCAGUUUUAUAUCAAAGUUACUUCAGCCGAGGCGUGCGUAAAAUAAUUGUGCGUAAAUUUGGAGCUAUUGCGCACGGUUCACGGUUAGUUCUAGUGGGGAAGCAUCUUCAAGAGAUUUGUUAAAUAUUACAUCUGUGUGAAGUGUUAAUACUGUGACAGCCAUGGCAAAAUGGUUCAGAGAUUUUCCCAUCAACCUGAAGAACGGAAAUGAAAGGGUCCGUUCGGCCUCUGAAUCUGGUCCACAAACUCGACCCAAACCCUCGUUCUCUCGAGACAGUUUGAAAGGAAAUCAACGUAAGGACGGAGGAGUGGGGGGUUUGUUGGCAGGGAGAAACAGAAAAAAUUCAGCCAUAGAAUUGGGUCGUAAUAACGGUGGUUCUGGUGGGACGGUCUGGGACAGUCUCACUAAUGGCAAAGGUCGCAAGAACUCCAAGAUCGAGACUGGGGCGCCAGACGAGAACCGCCAGGUCAGGACCUCUAGUCUGGCGCAAGCGUACAUCAGCAGGAUGAUCAAAGUGGACAAACAAGACAAGACCCCAAAACUUAACGGGAUAAGUGAACAGAAGCUGCCUGACAACGAGAAAGGAAGGUCUGACAUCAAGACAACGCUGAUUAUCCUGGAGGAUUAUGCCGAUCCUUUUGAUGCAGAGAAAACCAAGGAGCAGAGAGAGGCUGAGAGAGCAGGAAUGAAUGAUGGGUACAUGGAGCCCUAUGACGCCCAGGUCAUCAUCACAGAGGUUCGUAGACGGGGCUCCAAAGACCUUCUGAAAGUGUGUGUUCUCCUGGACCGAGGCCAUGGACAGGGGAAGGGAGAGGAGGGCAAACCCAUGCCUCCAAAUAUUUAUGACACACCAUAUGAGGGCGGACUGGAGGGCGAUAGUGAGGGGGUGUGGAUUCCUGUCACUCGGCCCGAGUCUGACGUCCGUCCCGCUGGAGAGUACGAACUGCCCUGGGAGUGGAGAAAGGAGGACAUUGUUAGAGCGCUGUCAGCUCAGUUUGAGUCAGUGGAUUGUUCCCCCAGUAAAGAGAAUGGUUCAACCUCCAGCCGCCAGCAGCAGCAGCAGCAGCAGCAGCAGCAGCAACCCACCCUGAGACAGAAGAACUGGAACCACAAAACUCUCAUCCCCUCCUCUCCAUCCUCCUCCUCCUCUCCCUCUUUUCCCUCCUCUCCUAUUCUCAAACUCUCCCCUCUCACACCCCCGUCUCCCUCUUUCCCCACCCUCAAACUCUCGCCCCUCUCACCCUCCUCCAGCCCUAACAAACUUUCCCCUCCGUCCCCUACCUCCCCUGUUGCCCCACUGGAUGGGGAUGCGGCCAAAGUGGACCCAAGUCUGCCCCUGGAGAAGCAGAGCUGGUACCAUGGCAGUGUGAGUCGGCAGCAGGCUGAGGCUCAGCUGCAGCGCUGCAGGGAAGCCAGCUUCCUGGUGAGAGACAGCGAAUCAGGAACCAGCAAGUACUCCAUCGCUCUAAAGACAAGUCAGAGUUGUGUCCAUAUCAUUGUGGCACAGACUAAGAGCAGCAAGGGCUUGGGCUACACACUGGAUCAGAGUAGCUGUGUCUUCUCCAACAUCCCUGAGCUGGUCCACCACUAUUGCACACACAGACUGCCCUUCACUGGAGCUGAGCACAUGACCCUGCAGCAUCCUGUGCCCAGGCCGCACUGAACAUGCAUAAAAGGACAAACUCACUGGGACACAGGCUCACAUGUGCACACACAAGCAGAGCCAUGUAUGACACAUUUAUGCACAAAUGCGCACAGACGCACACGUAAACUUGUUACUUGUUACAUACUCCAAGAUAUGCUGCAUUGGAUUGCCCUGUGUACCACAGUAAUAGGUUCGUUUGUAGCUCUUCCAAGCGCUACCUAGUGGUCAAAAUUUGACACUGCAAUAACCAUUGAUCACAUUGUUUUAGUGCUGAUUGUUUCCAGUAUAAAAUCAACAAAACACACACACACACACACACACACACACACACACACACACACACACAAGAAACCCUGAAUGUAGUUAUACUUAUAGGAAAAACCAUCUCUUCUUCCAUAGCCAGGUGUACUGGCGCUGUCGUUUUGCCCACUGAAUCUACAGACCCACUCUCUACCAUGCAAACCUCAUUGAUUUGUGUAAUACCUUCAACAAUGCACAUGAAGCACCGCACUUACUGUAGCCAAUAUGAUAUUUGAAGUAAGUGGAAAGGCUUAUAAUCUCCUCAUGAGAUGGGCUGCUCUUACACAGGGGUGCUGACAUCAUCAAUUGGCACCAUUCCAUCUGGGUAGGUCUUGGUCAGUAGGAUCAAUACACCUGAUUGGAGUAUAUUCAUUCAUCCAUCUGACACGUCAAUCAGCUUAUUGAUCUAUCCUGAAAAUCAGGUGGACUUACCAACCAAUCUGUCUGUCAAGAGAAAGAGCUUUAUUGAUUAGAUGAUUAGAGCUAGUGUAGAGGGAGGGGUCUCAUAAUGUUACAGUAUCCAGUCAGCAAAAUUGUUUGAGCAUGUGUCAGUGUACAAAUAAAUACAUGAAUAUCUGGCCCAUGUACGUGCCUUUACUGUACUCUAAAUAUGAGGAAUUUAUGAUUAAAAAAAUAUCUUAUUGUGAAAGAACUCAAAAAUGUACCUACUGUAUGCAUAAAUGAUGUAUGUCUGAGGUGAUUGUUGGAUAUUGUCAGAUUUUUUACAUCAACCACACACUGAUGUGGGCUGUAUAUUGUUGUUGUAAAACAUUUAUUCAGUAAAUAAAACAAAAUUCAUAUUAA
Molecule: messenger RNA, 3073 nt
Organism: Lates calcarifer (barramundi perch)
Lineage: Eukaryota; Metazoa; Chordata; Actinopteri; Centropomidae
Gene: she
Product: Src homology 2 domain containing E
Exons: 6
Coding region: 485-1987 (500 amino acids)
Molecular function (GO): phosphotyrosine residue binding
Source: RefSeq, a predicted model, not a curated record